Epinephelus lanceolatus (giant grouper) is the source of this 2168-nucleotide messenger RNA. RefSeq names its product metabolism of cobalamin associated A (gene mmaa). NCBI's taxonomy places the organism in Eukaryota, Metazoa, Chordata, Actinopteri, Perciformes, Serranidae. Gene Ontology annotation, cellular component: cytoplasm. The record is from RefSeq and is a predicted model, not a curated record. Gene Ontology annotation, molecular function: GTPase activity; GTP binding.
CCGGAAACAGGAAGAGGAUGAAUGAAGCAGCCGUUGAUAUGUAACCUGUGGCACCCGUAACACCUCCAUGCAACUGAUGCCCCACAUUUACCAUAAAAUGCGACGGCUUGGCUUCUCCCUCCUCCUCCGCCACAUCUCCUCCCUCCCCUCCUCAUCGACUGCCCCGUCAGUCACCAGGACAUGCUGCCUCCACCAAAGGGUCACUGGUCCCCACAACUGUUAUCAGAGCACCUUACCAGGUCACAGCUGCCAGCCGAGGAGGGGUGUGAGCACAGCCAUCAAGCAGCACAUCCAGGACCUGAGUGGGCCUGAGCAGAGACUGUUGGAUAAACUGUAUGAGGGGCUGAUCGGAGGACAGCGGGCCUCUCUGGCUGAGUCCAUCACUUUGGUGGAGACCCAGCACCCCAGGAAGAAAGAACUGGCCCAGGUGCUGCUGCAGAGGGUGCUGGCCUACAGGAGGGAGCAGGAGAGUCGAAAUGGGGGGAAGCCGGUGGCCUUCAGAGUAGGUCUGUCGGGUCCUCCAGGAGCAGGAAAGUCAUCCUUCAUUGAGGUGGUGGGGAAGAUGCUGACAGGACGUGGACAUAAAGUUUCAGUGCUGGCUGUCGACCCGUCGUCCUGCACGACAGGAGGGUCUCUGAUGGGUGAUAAGACUCGUAUGACUGAACUGUCCAGGGACAUGAGUGCUUUUAUCAGACCAUCUCCGGCCUCAGGAACACUUGGUGGAGUCACCAGAACGACUAAUGAGGCCAUUGUUCUCUGCGAGGGGGCGGGAUAUGACAUCGUCCUUGUAGAGACCGUAGGCGUGGGCCAGUCAGAGUUUGCAGUGGCUGACAUGGUUGACAUGUUUGUGCUGCUGAUUCCGCCAGCAGGGGGCGAUGAACUCCAGGGUAUCAAGAGGGGCAUCAUCGAGAGGGCCGACUUGGUGGUGGUGACGAAGUCGGAUGGAGACCUGGUGGUGCCAGCCAGGAGGAUCCAGACUGAGUACACCAGCGCACUCAAGCUGCUCAGGAGACAGUCCAAGUCCUGGAACCCUAAGGUGGUGCGCGCCUCCUCACACACCAAUGAGGGCAUCCCAGAGGUCUGGGCCAAGAUGGAGUCAUACCGGGACACCAUGUUAGCCAGCGGUGAGCUGCAGGGCCGGCGACGGGCUCAGCAGAAGGUUUGGAUGUGGAGUUUGAUCCAGGAGAACGUCCUCGCCCAUUUCCAGAAUCACCCCAGUGUCAGAGAGGCUCUACCCCAUCUUGAAGAGAGGGUCACCACAGGAGCCACCUCUCCAGGCCUGGCCGCUGACCUGCUCCUCAAAGCCUUCUCAUCAUCAUCAUCAUCAUCACCAUAGUAAUCAGCGGGACUGCACUUUUGGAGAAGUAUGACUGAUCAGGGCCACUCAGUGCCAAGGAGAGCCAGGACAGAGUGAGAAUAUGUGACCUUGACUCUGUGGUUUUGCACAAAAAGAAGCAGUCUUGCUCUUUUUAUACUUAAUUUGAAAUUUAAAAUACCUAAAGAUAGACGUCACCCCUCCACUGAAACUUCCAGUUUCUGCAUGCUUUAAUCCAAAUCAGGAGUGGGAAGAGAGUGCUGACAGUUGUCACUUCUCACCUUCAGCUUCGGGACACAUCCACAUUUGGACAGUGGACGGUAGAAUGAAACAUUUAAAUUGCUGUGAGAUAUGAAAUGUUGUGCUGCCAGCAGCCUGGUUUUCUAAAGCAGAUACUGGGAUUGUCUUCCUGGACAAAGACUCAGCAGAGGACUGUAAAACUGUUGUUACAGCUGGAGAAUAGUUUGCACAAUACCCAUCACUUUCACAAAAAGGGUUAUUAAAUGGCGAAGCUGGGACUUGUUGGUCUUGCCAUAAAUACUGACAUGACGUACUGUAGUGGAAGUAUGAAGCUAUUUAUGCUUACACUGCCCACCCUGAUCAUACAGUGAUCCAUAAUACACACUAUUUAUAACUCAGAAAGCAAACAGUUAACGAAAGGAUCAGGUUCAGAGAAAUGGGAUUUGUAAUGGCCAGUUGUUUCUCUUGUUGAACGCUAUGGACACAAAUCUCCCUUUGAAACCACUGGACUUACAAAAUGUUUCUUACUCACUAUUUGUGCUUCUGAGUUGAAUAAGAAUGAUGUGAAUCUUACUUGGCUAAGUGAAUAACAUUAAAUCUGUCAGUACAGUUG